Messenger RNA from Saccostrea cuccullata (small rock oyster), 322 nucleotides. RefSeq names its product MMS19 nucleotide excision repair protein homolog. Gene Ontology annotation, biological process: iron-sulfur cluster assembly. Gene Ontology annotation, cellular component: cytosolic [4Fe-4S] assembly targeting complex. The record is from RefSeq and is a predicted model, not a curated record. The annotation marks the transcript as partial. The transcript has 4 exons. NCBI's taxonomy places the organism in Eukaryota, Metazoa, Mollusca, Bivalvia, Ostreida, Ostreidae.
GAUGGCUGCGCCCAUGUGGAAAAACGAAGUUACCAAAUAUGUCAAACUUUUGGAUAAUUCUGCUGUAGAAACGUUAAGCAAUGGCUUGCAAGAAAAAUCCAUCUCCCUGCUGGAACUUAUUGAAAAUGUAGGGGAGUACUUGACCAAUGAGGAUCACCAGAUAAGGGGGCAUGUCAUCAAACUCUUGUGUGAUGUUAUCUCCAUCAUCCCAAACACACUGCUGUCUCCAAUGGAAGUAAAGUCGUUGGUGACGUAUUUCUGUGAGAGACUUCAGGAUCAUCACUCCAUACAACCCCAAGCGCUGAGAGGACUACUGACAUUG